Molecule: messenger RNA, 3064 nt
Organism: Paramisgurnus dabryanus
Lineage: Eukaryota; Metazoa; Chordata; Actinopteri; Cypriniformes; Cobitidae
Gene: qpctla
Product: glutaminyl-peptide cyclotransferase-like a
Molecular function (GO): glutaminyl-peptide cyclotransferase activity; zinc ion binding
Source: RefSeq, a predicted model, not a curated record
AAAAGCUGCAGCACACUGACUGCAGUGCACAUAUUAAAAUGACUGAAUUAAAAAAGGAGGAAGGACACCGGCUUGCAAUAGUAACAUACUUUAGUUUAUAACUUAUCGUCAUGCAUAACAAUAGCAAACAAUUGACAAUUUACAGAUUAAAAAACCAGUGACUGGAUUAAAGCAUCUGUUGUAGGUGUUGACUUUAUAGAGCAAAGGUACAGUAAGUUAACUCUAUUGGCACUUUAGAAAGAGUUGGUCAGUUGAUCGUCAGAUUUCAUCACUAACGUAAGAAUGCAAAACGUGUAAUUGAAGCCUGUGUGAGUAGUACUGUGUAUCUUUUAAGUAUUUAAGUUAAUUUGCAAUGUAAAUCUAAAAGUGUGUAUUUAAUAGUUAAUAUACCGCCGCAUGUUGGAUUAGUAAUUCAAAUACAACAGAGUUUAGUAGAGUAAAAAUCAGGUGGGGCUUGUUUACACCUCUGUAAGGACCUGACACCCCUCGGGUAUUUCAUAAUACAACACUCGUGUUAAAAAAUGCCACGUUAUAUGAUGCUCUAAAAUGCUCGGAGACGGAUUUGUGUGUUAUAAAGUGUCCGCAUGUGCCACACGGUGACAAAAAGUUACGUUACCGGUGACAAAACUGGCCGCUUCAAACACUGACGUGUCCUUGGGCGUGCGUUCAGCGCCAGAACUGCAGACACAUUUGCCGUGGAGCCUCCCAACAUCAUUGAAGGAGAGUCAGCCGUCAAACUUUUGAGUUUCAGACAAAAACAUGUCGAGAAACAGUCGAAGGUCCAAGGCUCUGCACACAGCCAAUGACGGAGGCGCGCUGGCCGCGUGUCAUUCGAUGAAAGCCGCGCGGGUGCGCGUGCUGCUGCUGUGUCUGUGCGGGGUGUUGUCGCUGUCCUUGUUUCUCGGGCUGUACCUGUCUGCAGAUCCUGGUACUCAGCAGCAUCAUAUUGGACAUCUCGUUAAAGACAGGCUUUCUCAUAAGCCGAGUAAGUACAGUGUGGCACAAGUCAAGAAGUUUGCAGCUCAGGUGAAUGGACAACGGCUUUGGGAAACUUAUCUGCGCCCCCUGCUUAUUCAGAGAGUUCCUGGAACCGCAGGCAGUCAGAUCAUACAGCAGCAUAUCCGGUCCCAGCUGACUUCACUUUCUGCGGGAUGGACAGUAGAGAAGAAUACUUUUGUUUCACCCACACCCAAGGGUGAUGUGACUUUUACCAAUGUGCUGGCAGUGCUGGACCCCUCAGCUCCUCGCAGGCUGCUUCUAGCAUGCCAUCACGACUCAAAAAUCUUACCUUCAGAUCCUAGAAACCCUGAGCGGGUGUUUGUGGGUGCAAGUGAUUCAGCCGUACCCUGCGCUAUAAUCCUGGAGCUGGCAGCUGCUUUGGACACACAACUUAAAGCCCUCAAAGAGGAGCGGUCUGCUGUGACAUUGCAGCUAGUGUUUUUUGAUGGAGAAGAGGCGUUUGAGGAAUGGACAGACAAAGACUCUCUUUAUGGUUCUCGUCACCUAGCUGAACUCAUGGACCGAACACCCCAUCCUCCUGGAUCCAAAGAAACCACUCUUAUUCAGGCAGUGGAUCUGUUAGUCUUAUUGGACCUGCUCGGUGCGCCAGAUCCAUUGAUUGUCAGUCACUUUGAUAACACGGCUAGAUGGUUUGACCGACUGAUCGCUGCAGAGAAGAGACUCCACAAGCAGGGCUUGCUGACAUCUCACCCAAUAGAACAAAGUUACUUCAGGAAAGACUUUUAUCUUGGUCCAGUGCAGGAUGACCACAUCCCAUUUCUAAACAGGGGUGUACCUGUGCUCCAUUUGAUCCCUACACCAUUUCCUCAGUUCUGGCACACACUGGACGACACGGAGGAGAAGAUGCACAGACCCACGGUGGAAAAUCUUACCAGAAUCCUGGCUAUAUUCGUAGCUGAGUACCUGAGCCUCUAAACGCAUUUUCAUCCUACAGCUGACAUUUACUCGCAUAUCCAUGACUCCCAUGGGUCAUGUGAUCAUGUGUGUCAUGUAGGAGUUGAUAAUAAUGAGCCAUGAAUCAAAAAGGCACACGAUAUAAUGCAGUGUGUUUAUUUGGACUGUGAAUGCUACAUCCUGAAGAUAUAUAUAAUUCAUUUAUUUUUCCGCUGAAAAGAGCCAUAAUUUAAUUAUACUUUAUUCUCGCCAUGAAUAUAGCCUUUGAAGCUGGUAUGGUGUUAAAAAAGAAAGAAAGAAAAGAGCCAUAAGGGGGCAAUGUUAUGAUAUGGCAGCUGUGAAGAAGCCCUAUAAAGAUGUAACUCUUAGAGGGUGUUGUUUGAGGCACUGUUACAAAAAUUAUUGUAUCAAAAAUCCACAAUACUGUUAUAGCUCAAUUACUUGAUUUUAAAUUCAAAAGUGGAACCCUUUUAAAUUCUCUACUAUGGUACAAUAUCUUUAUACAGUUUCCAAUGAUUAUUUUUUAUUGAAACACUGCUUUAAAAAUCAAAGAGAGAUUAGAACAUAAAAAUUUGACAUUGGGAGAAUUAAAAAGAUUUCAUGUUGUGACAAAUUCCUUGGUAUAUUAAUUUAUAAUGUUAAAACUCUGAAUAACUAUGUGAAAUGGUCACACAGUUCAUAAUAAAAUAGGGGAAAAAAUGCUGGUUACAUUUUUUUGCCACACAAUAUGGCAUAUAUGGUGUUCAAAUAUAUAAUAUAAUACAAACUUAACAAUGCCUGCUACUGUAUAGAUGGUUUUAUCGAACACACGCUCGUCACGGUUACGCACCUGGAGGCAUAUUACAGAAAAAUCGUAACUAUUUGUUAACCAUGGUAAUUUCAGUUAGGACCUCAUUUAAGACGAAGGCUAUUACAGAAUGAUGUUUUUAAGUGCAUUAUCUUAUCUUAACUGCAGAUUGGAAAGUGAUAUUACAGAAGCAUCCUAUCUUGACAGAACAUCUUAAAAACGGUCUUAACUUAGGGUAACCUCACAGGUGUCCUAACUUAAAAUUUAAAUGAAAGCCAACUGAAACAAUCACAUUGUGUUGGACUUACACAAUUGACUCAGGAUCUAUUUCUUAUCAUGUCUCUAUCAAAUGUUGAAAUAUAC